AGAUUAGACUCCAGAUCCAGGCUGUAGGUACAUCCCAUGUCCAGGUUUUCUUCCAGCUGCAGAAGCUGAAUGGGAGCUGCAGAAACACACAUGCAUACACACACACACACACACAGGAGCUGGUGUGGAGGAGAACAGAAACACACAGAACCUGGUCACAUUGAUUGCUCGGGAUUGAUCGGGAAGGCUUCAUAGACUGCCAGUCUCCUGUGCAGUUUAACCGCAUCACAUCUCUGAAAGCAGCUUUCUCGCUCAUCACUUGCUCCACCAGGGCAACCUGGUCAAGCCCAACUGCGUGUGCUUCACCUCUCACCGUCUCGCCAAUGUCAACCGCCACUCAACCCUGGCACCUGAACGGAGGUGUUGGUUUCCCAUUCAAUGAGGAGAGAGUCAUGUCAGGUGGGGUGAACAGGAAUUCAGCAAUAAUCGGAGGCAUUAUUGCUGUGGUGAUCUUCACCAUCCUGUGCACUCUGGUGUUCCUGAUUCGUUACAUGAUUCGCCACAAGAGAACGCACCACACAAAUGAGUCCAAAGAGGAUGAGCACUCCGAAUCAGCUGACACGGCUAUCAUCAGCACUGAGCCCAAUUUCACCGAGACCAUCGACGAAAGCAAGAAGGAAUGGUUCAUCUAACAGAAUGGGGACAUACAUUACUUAAAUAAGGAUCAAUACAUACCCCCCUCCCAUCUCUCUCCCUACUGUAUGCGUACCUGUCUGUCUCUCUCUCUCUCCCCCUCUCUGUCUCUCUGUCUUUCCCUGUCCAGGAGUCCAGCUUCAAUGUUUUCUAAAAGUGCAGCUGUUUACUGUAUGCAUGAUACAGCCAAUGGGGGUGGGCAAGAACCAAGACCACAAUGGGAUCGAUGACUGAAGGUCUGGCCGUCUUCUGAUUCAGUUCUUAUGGGGAAAAUAUGGAGCCUGAAGAUUAGAUGAGUGGGAAUGUCAGACUGAAAAAAAGCACCCUCUUUGCUGGAACUAAUCCAAAUCUUCUCUGACCUCGUUAGACCUCUAGCUACAAAAUCAAAUCCAGAGGCCAGCUUUAGCUGUGGUUGGAUUUAGAAACGUGCUGUUGAGAUUGACGGAAACAGCACUACAAUAAUGAACUAUAUCAGCGAUGUGUUCAUGAUCUAUGCCAGCCAAACAUCCCUAAGCAGCAAUGGUGGAGAUAAAGAGCCUUACAACUAGAGCAGUGCAGGAGGAAUUAGCUGAGGGUGCCAUUAAGAAUGUGGCUAAAUCUGACCAACAAAAGCACAACAUUAAAUACAGCUUCCCAUAAAGAAAUGAUAAACUACCACUCUCAGCUGAAUCUCUUAGUCCAUUUACACUGAUAUAGAGCUGUCACUUUUUUUAAACCAUCAGUUUAUGAGCAGGGCCAUUACAUAAUCAGAUAUAUACAUUCACUAAUGCAAAGUUAAACCUAAUAAUAACUGGGGAGGGUUUUACAAGAUUUACCUCGGAUUGAAAAUACACAAUUAGUUUGUUGUCAACAACAAUUCACUACAGAUAUGCAUUUUUAUUACUUGUAUUACUUUUCUGAUGGAUAUUUUAGACCAAAAUAUUAUUCUUUUUUUUUCCAAAAAGAAAAUGAUAUAUGGCACAAAACACUAAAGGCUUAUGGCACAUGAGCAAAAGUAAUGCAUAAGAUCCCAGUAUUGUUUUUGUUUUUUUUUGGUAUUUUCAUUCUAUAUGUGCAGUCUAUUCCAUUCUAUUGUGCAGUCUAGUCUUACAAAUAUAUACAAGAGUAUAUAAACUGUAUUAAAUUAUUUGUUUCCAAGACAUGAUAAAAGCCAAAUUCCAAAUAAGUUAUAAGUAGCAUUUUUGGGGUUUCCCGUGUGGAGUUCAUGUUGCUGCUCGCCGGCCGGUUAGCUCAGUUGGUUAGAGCGUGGUGCUAAUAACGCCAAGGUCGCGGGUUCGAUCCCCGUACGGGCCACUGAGAAUUUUCCACUAUUAUCGCUUGCCUGUCUGUGAACAAUACCUUACGACAAGCCACAAGAAACAACUGACUGCUGCAUAUAAUGCGUACACUCUUAUUUACUGGUCAUCUGAAAACACCUGUGCUGGAAAUACAGACAUUAAUUGUGCUGCUUACCUUAUGUCUCCUUCAAGUGAGUUUUCUACUAUCUGAAAAUCCUUAAAUCCUUUCAACUAUUGCUAGCUGUAAUAUCUGGGUCCUGUGCAAAAGCAGUCUCUAGCCUCUUUUCCGUUUCUCGAAAAUGCAACCUUUUCAGUCUACUGCAUUUAAGAGCCUCCUCCACUGAUAGGGGCCCCGGGUAGUCAGUUCCACUUUUCUUUCUCCAAUGAUGACCCUGUUAAUGGGUAAGAAAACAACAGCAAAAAAUAUUCUAUCAAACAUUCAAACUGGCUUAGUCAUUAUGCCCUCAACCCUGACCAGUUUAUCAGUCUCUCCUGAAGAAAAGCAUCCUCACGACAUGAUGCCACCACCACCAUGCUUCACUGUGUGGAUGGUGUCUUCAGGAUGAGUGAGAACCUGAGAACCCUUUUCCACGUUUGCUGAGUUUCCAGCAUGCCUUUUUCCGGAAUGGAUUUUAAAUGUACUAAUUUUUGCUGAUUGCAUUACAUACACAUGCUGUUUAAAGUUAUUCUAAAGUUACUUUUUAUGGCAUUGCGGCGAGUUUGAUGUGCUCUUACCGGCCGGUUAGCUCAGUUGGUUAGAGCGUGGUGCUAAUAACGCCAAGGUCGCGGGUUCGAUCCCCGUACGGGCCAGCAGUUUUUUCCACUAUGGCAGGUUGCCUGCAUGUGAACAAUGCUGUACAACAAGCCACAAGAAAACAACUGGCUGCUGCACAGGACGUUAAGAGGGAAAAGCUAAGGUGGACACCCUUAGUUAUUGGUCAGCUGGAAAUAAACGUUUUAAUGCUGCUACUUCCCGGAUGUCUCUGUCAAGCAAGUUUUAUACCAUCUGAGUUAAAUUCUCUCAGCUAUUGCUAGCCAUCAGACAGUUUUGUGCUAGGAACAUUACUAUGUUGCAUGCCAGUAAUAUCUGGGUCCUGUGCAAACGCAGUCUAUGGCCUCUUUUCCAUUUCUUGAGUUUUGUUCUUAUUUGCUGUGAACUCAACUAGUAAAUCUUUUAGAUUGUGAAUGCCACACCCACGUUUGCGCCACUCCACCCAUGUUGUGCAAAUUUAUGGUCAUGAAAAUAAUGACUGAAGAAAAAAAGCAACAUCCAAGCUGUGAUAUAUGUGGAUGCCAAUUUUGCCAGCUCAUAUUCUGUGGAAAAGGGCAGAACACGUCCAGAUACAGUAGCCAUUGCAAAUACAGUCAAAAUGUUUGACUCGCUGUUUGUAUUCUUUGUGUGUCUGUUGUGUGUUUUUUUUGUUUGUUUGUUUUUUUUUGUAAUCAACAUAUAAAAUGCUGUAAUAGUACUGAUAUACAGUAAGUUGGAGCAAUGAUAUAUCUACCUUUGUAUGUACAGUCUUGAAUAUCUCAUCUUCCCUGUCCCUAUUUUGUCAAGACAAAUUAAAAAAAAAAAGGCCCAAUGGGACAAACUGCAAAAAGUUACUGCAGAGUUACACAAAAUUAUAGUAAGAAGUACACACUGAGACUGGAACAAAUGCACGUCUGUUCUCUCCAUCCCCUUUCCUUGGCUUUUCUAAAUGGAUACUCAAGCACAACAUCUCAAUGAGGAAUUGUUUCAUGGGUCAGAAUUUCAAACCCUGAAAAGAGACACAUUAAGUCAUUGUUACUCAUGAAUUCAGCAUAGAAUAAAGCAAAGGAUUUUGCUUUUUUGCUUUGCUUUUAAUCAAUUCUUUUAAAUAUCAUGAAGUAAUUCUCUAUUUUUUUUCUUUGCUGUUAAUGGUGGCAUUAUUAGCCACUAACCUGACCAUUCAGUUUUGAAUAUACACUUGUAUAUAAUCAGAAUCAUUGGAACAAUGCAUUUCUGUAAAUAAAGCUCAUUUGUACAACUCA
This is a messenger RNA of Pangasianodon hypophthalmus (striped catfish), 3923 nucleotides long. Its product is annotated as contactin-associated protein-like 2. Lineage: Eukaryota; Metazoa; Chordata; Actinopteri; Siluriformes; Pangasiidae. Bases 324 to 632 code for a protein of 102 amino acids. The record is from RefSeq and is a predicted model, not a curated record. The transcript has 4 exons. Gene Ontology annotation, cellular component: cortical cytoskeleton; membrane.